AUGGAUGAUGUUCAAAGACAAAUUAAUCAUAUGAUUGCUUUUAUAGAACAGGAAGUUAUUGAAAAGGUUGAAGAAAUUCAAUCUAAAGCUGAAGAGGAAUAUAACAUUGAAAAAGGAUCGAUCAUACAGAAACAAAGACUUAAGAUUAUAGAGUUUUACAAUAAAAAGGAGAAGCAAUUACAGGUUUUGAAAAAAGUUCAAAAUUCGCACAUGAAAAAUACGGCUAGGUUACAGGUUUUGAACUCAAGAGAAGAGUUUUUAAAUAAGGUUUUUGAUGAACUAAAGGAGAAAUUAUCUAAAAAAAUUGAAAACGAGAUGCAGUACGAAACAAUUUUAGAAAAGUUUACUUUGCAAGCAUUAUUAAGUAUUUUAGAAAAGCAUGUUACUAUAAAGGUAAAACAAAAAGAUAGAGAACAAAUGAAAGCUUUAAUUCCAAAGAUUCAAAAAUUGUACAAAGAAAAAAUUGAUUGUAAUGUUACAAUUAAUUUGGAUGACAACAAUUUAGGUGAAAAGUGCCUUGGGGGAGUGGAAGUGUAUGGUCUUAAGGGACGGUUAAAAAUUACGAACACUUUUGAUGCUAAAAUACAGAUGCUCAAAGAAAAGGCACUACCCUACAUGAGACUAAUUUUAUUUGGAGAUAACCCCAAUAGAAGAUUUUUUGAUUAA
Brassicogethes aeneus is the source of this 666-nucleotide messenger RNA. The record is from the annotation of a GenBank genome assembly. NCBI's taxonomy places the organism in Eukaryota, Metazoa, Arthropoda, Insecta, Coleoptera, Nitidulidae.